CUUUAGGCAUAAAUGGUCGUGAUUUUUAAGGCUGUAUCAAAAGCGUUAUUGGUGCGCUUUGUUUAGAAACAUUAGCGAUUGCCGUUUGAAUUAGCCGCCGAUAAAAUCAGUCGAAGGCUAGUCAAGCUGGCAACUGUAACGAUAUAUCAAGCGUAAUGUUAGCAAUCGUCGUCGUUCCGCUCUGUUUCUUAAUGCCGAUACCGAAGAUCACUGCGCAUAUUUCAAGUGGGACAGACUUACCAUUCGACACGCAUAUCUUCGUCCACGAUAAUACGGAAUAUAUUUUGUGCAACUACGGUGUCACCUGGCAUGAGGCUCGUGUUAUAUGUUCGAGUUACAAAGCUGAGCUUGCGACGGUGGACAGCGAUCGACGAGCGCAAGCUGCGAGUCGCGCGAUCACCGACAGUGAUAUAUGUAAGUAUGAGAGCUCAGUCGGGAUCGAGGGAAACUCCAGUGGAAAUUCACUCGAAGAGGAGGUGCAUCCUGAGUUUCCGAUUGUAACUCAAUCGUGAGGAAACCUUUGAUGAACACAGGCUGAAGAUGCAAAAUCUCAAGAAUGGUAAUAACUGUGCAAACAGCGAUCAGCGAUCAUGUGUGGAUCGGAGCGCGCGAGGACUCUCCCGACUCCUGGUUUUGGCUCUCGGGCGGAAACAGAAUGAUGAUCCUGAGGAAUGUAUCGCGACGAAACGUCGUUUUACGGUAUUCAAAUUCCUCCGACGAGGACUUACGAUGCCUGAGCAUAGACCGAGUGAGUCACGAUGCAUCGGUUUUCGUCUCGUUGCGAUGCAACCAACGGAAACCCUUCAUGUGUCAACGAGGUAAAGAGAAGUCUAGCGAUGCAAGUAUGAAGAUGAUGAGUUCCACUCGCAUCGACAAGGAAGAAUUUAUUUUGUAUUCUACGAGACUCACUUGGCCGGAAGCUGUGAUGAGCUGUCGCAAGGAAGGUUUGCAGAUUGCUGAAGUCAAGACGACGGCAGAAGCUCAGUCCUUGGCGUUUCUCAUGAUACGAGCUCGGCCUGAAUCGAUCGAGAAUGCAUGGAUCGGCGGUUAUGCGAACGAUAAUACAUGGAAGUGGUUGCCGUCCGGCAGCAACAUUUCGAACAAUGAUUUAUGGAGAGACGACAACGGAGAAUCUCACGGUUGCCUUUUGUUGGACAGGCACGUGUGCGAAUUACCGGUUUACCUGGGGGCCAAGUGCGACCGCAAACGCGAUGUUAUAUGUCAAAAGCCAUCUUUCAAGAAGUGGAUAAGCGAAAAGCCCGUUCCGGUUUACAUCGGAGGAUGCUCUUAUUGGAUCGGAUUCCGCGAGCUUACAUGGUUCCAAGCUCAGCUUUCGUGUAAAGAAUUGAACGCCUCGCUCGUCAUACUGGAUUCCCCGAGAGUAAUUAGCCAUAUGAUAUCUCUGAUGGAGGAUAACAGAGGAGAAUUACGACACAUUUGGACCGAUGGUCGGCGAAAGUUGAUGAAACUUGACGGCACGACGACGCGCAGGUGGAUUUGGGAAAGCAGCGGUGAACCAGUCUCGGAAAUAGGGGCGAGCUUCGUUCCAUGGUGCACAACUGGGCAAUGUCACAAUGAUAACGGGAAUUGCUUGAACGUGGAUCGCGCAGAUCACGAUACUCCUAUCGUGUACGGACUAUCUUGCAAGCAGAGCCAGACGUACGUGUGUCAACCUUGGUCGGGAGCGUGCGUGGCCCGAAGAACGAACUCGAAGGAGAGUCCCGCGUCGUUACACGACAACAAUCAUCUGCCACGGCUACUUCCGUCAGCAGAGACAACGACGACGUCUCAUCAGGACGAAGAAGUUAAUCGGGAGGAGACUCUUCGUGCCAUUGUGCCUUCGUCGAUCAAUGCGAGUCGAAGUCUUCCGUCGAAGUCAACGAGUCGGUUUAACGAUUUGCUCGGUAACAACAACACGCCUUUGUUAAAGAAUAACGAGACUUUCGACGGAAUGAUACUCAGACUGAAGCACUCGCCGUUCAGAGUGUUUGAUGGGAGAUCAAUGCUUUAUGGUAAUGUCAGAAUGUAUCCAUGGGCGUUUCGUCCUUUUGUCCUCUAUCCUUUGAUUGGUCGAUAUUAUUAUUAUUAUUAUCCACGACAUUACCUCCGAUCUGAUAAAAGAAAAAUAAUGUUAUAUCGGUAACAUUGGAUAUAUAAGAUUGGAAAGACGGGAAGAAUUAUGUCACGAUACAAAGAAGUUAAGUCACUUAGUAUUAGAACUGUUAAGAAUUAGUACAUCCGGUUUCUAUCGGUUGAAACGGUGGAUUUUUGAAAAAAUACAUUGUGCAAGGGCAAACUGUUUAACUAUUCCUUUUAGUUUUUUGUU
Harpegnathos saltator (Jerdon's jumping ant) is the source of this 2326-nucleotide messenger RNA. RefSeq lists its product as uncharacterized. The record is from RefSeq and is a predicted model, not a curated record. NCBI's taxonomy places the organism in Eukaryota, Metazoa, Arthropoda, Insecta, Hymenoptera, Formicidae. The transcript is spliced from 7 exons. The coding region runs from base 557 to 2143 and encodes 528 amino acids.